Messenger RNA from Rhea pennata, 2466 nucleotides. It is a transcript of the gene ZC3H10, whose product is annotated as zinc finger CCCH-type containing 10. Lineage: Eukaryota; Metazoa; Chordata; Aves; Rheiformes; Rheidae. The record is from RefSeq and is a predicted model, not a curated record. Gene Ontology annotation, molecular function: metal ion binding; RNA binding. The transcript is spliced from 2 exons. Gene Ontology annotation, biological process: regulation of RNA splicing. Bases 142 to 1326 code for a protein of 394 amino acids.
UAGAGAGCUUCCUGCCAAGCGCAGAAGGGCGGCCGGAAGGGGCCGCUCAUUGUUGGUGCUGGAGGACCCGGGGGAGGCCGCGGAGCGGUUCCCUGAGCGGCUGCUUUCCGCACCGGCGGGGAGGGCGCGGGGCCGGAGAAGAUGCCCGAUCGCGACAGCUACAACAACGGCAACAGCAGCGAUGAGGCGGGCGCCAACUCGGACGACAUCUGCCGCGACUUCCUGCGCAACGUGUGCAAGCGGGGCAAGCGCUGCCGCUUCCGGCACCCCGACAUCAACGAGGUGACCAACCUGGGCGUCCGCAAGAACGAGUUCAUCUUCUGCCACGACUUCCAGAACAAGGAGUGCGUGCGCCUCAACUGCCGCUUCAUCCACGGCACCAAGGAGGACGAAGACUGCUACAAAAAGACGGGGGAGCUGCCCCCGCGCCUGCGGCAGAAGGUGGCUGCCGGGCUGGGCCUCUCGCCCGCCGACCUGCCCAACAGCAAGGAGGAGGUGCCCAUCUGCAGGGACUUCUUGAAGGGCGACUGCCAGCGGGGAGCCAAGUGCAAGUUCCAGCACCUGCAGCGGGAUUACGAGUACGACGCGCGCGGCAUCGCCGCGCGGGACCAGGGCAUCGCUACCACUGUGCGCCGCUACGACCCCUACGACCCCAUGUACGACCCCGACCGCUACGACGACCACGACCCCGUGCUGAAGCGGCGACGGGUGGACGGGCUGCACUUCGAGACCUACGAGUACAGCUUCACCAACCCGCGGACAGUGGAGUACCGGCUGCUGGAGGAGGAGAACAUCAUGCUGCGGAAGCGUGUGGAGGAUCUCAAGAAGCAGGUAAACAACCUGAUGGCUACGAACGAGGUGCUGCUGGAGCAGAAUGCCCAGUUCCGAAACCAGGCCAAAGUCAUGACUCUCAGCUCCACCGCGACGGCCACCGAGCAGACUCUGGCACCCACUGUGGGCACCGUCACCAACUACAACCACAGCAUUGCCCAGACGCACACCACACUCAGCAGCCAGGCCCUCCAGCCCCGGCCCGUGUCCCAACAGGAUUUGGUAGCUCCCGCUGGAGCCCAAGCAGCACCCCCUGCCAAUGCCGCUCCCCCCAUGAACCCCGAAAUCACCCCACUUUCGGCUGCUCUGGCUCAAACCAUUGCACAGGGCAUGGCUCCCCCAGUCUCCAUGGCUCCCGUGGCCGUUUCAGUGGCUCCCGUGGCUGUGUCCAUGGCGCAGCCGCUGGGAGGGAUCACCAUGAGCCACGCCACCACCCCCAUGGUGACGUACCCCAUCGCCUCGCAGAGUAUGAGGAUAACGGCCAUACCGCACUGACGCUCCCCGGGGCGUCCGCACACUGCCACAGAGCAGCGCCGGUCGGAGCCGCCGUGCCGCUCCGCGCCGGGGAGACUCCUUUGGGUUGGAUUUGCUCUUUCCUUUGUGGGGGGCAAGAGGAGGAGGCAAGAUGGGACUGAAUCCAAAUGUGAAACUGAAAAACCCUUGGGAAUUUCAUCUCUGUGCUUUGGGGGAGGAGGAAGGGGAGAAGGUUUCUUCCAGCCUGCAGGUGAAUGAUUUGAGUUACCAUUAACCCUCAGCAGCCCCACGUGAGCCUUCAUGUGGCAGCAUAUUCAGGGAGGAAGGGGUUAAUGGCGCGCGAGUUGAAGGGUACAGUAACCUCAUCGCCUUGUGUGUCCGUCACUGCUCUGUCGCUGUCCUGCCACCCUCCCCAGGACCCCAGGGCCCCGCUCUGCCGCCUGCUAUGCAAGGAUCGCGCUGCGGCAGCGCGCGCGAGGAGGCGGCCGGCAGCACGGCCGGAGCCCCGCCAGGACCCGAGCGGGGACGGGGCUGAGCUGGCUGCCGCCGGUGGAGCACAACGGCUGCUUCCCCCCGGCCCGCGGCACCCGGUCCUGCCGGGGGGGCCGCAGGGGCCUUCGUGUGGCUCCGUGCAAGGUGACCGUGGUGCCUCUGCCCUCCGAGAAGGGCCGGUUGCGGCGCUGCCCGCGCAGAGCUCGGGAGCCGGCGGCUGCUGGGUCGGCUCGGGCGCGGAGGGCGUGAGCCCCCCGCGUGGCUGCAGGUCCCAGGCAGGUUUCUGGGGACGGGGCGGGUCGGCAGUACUGGAGGCAAACCCCUCCCAGCCGAGCCCGGCCCGGCGCCCUCGUGGUCCCGGCCCAAAGGCUUGGCUCUGGCUCCGCUCGCUCCCGCGAGGCCUUCCCUGCGGAUCCCCCUUUCUGGACGCACGUCCCUCGCGCUGUCUUCUCAUUUCUGUUUUGAAUUUUGUUUCCCAGAACUGCAGCUCCCCUUGGGCCUAGAGUAGCUUUUGCAUCGUUAUGUCUGGGUUGAUUUCUCGCUGGACUGUACCGUGCGGGAGGCGGCGACGGCGGGGAGCACUCUCCAGGAACGGCCAACUUUCUAAUCUAGCGUUUUAGCUCUCCAAGUACAGUGUAAAGUUUUUGACUAUUAAAAAACAACUAUGUA